This is a messenger RNA of Nicotiana attenuata, 3864 nucleotides long. RefSeq names its product leucine--tRNA ligase, cytoplasmic-like. The transcript is spliced from 3 exons. The coding region runs from base 346 to 3588 and encodes 1080 amino acids. Gene Ontology annotation, molecular function: aminoacyl-tRNA deacylase activity; ATP binding; leucine-tRNA ligase activity. Gene Ontology annotation, biological process: leucyl-tRNA aminoacylation. The record is from RefSeq and is a predicted model, not a curated record. Lineage: Eukaryota; Viridiplantae; Streptophyta; Magnoliopsida; Solanales; Solanaceae.
GUUUCGUCGAGCAAAAACCCUAGUAUCCAUUCUAGUUCGCUUCUCAUUCUUCACUGUGGCGCUGAGACGAUAUCUGCUUCAGCCCAAGCCUUUUUCGUCAUAUGUUGUCUUCCCAUUCAAUUUAAGCAAAUCAAGCCCUAUAGUGCAGCCUAAUGGUCAAUGAAGUGAGUGGAGAACCAUGAGGUCUCAGGUUCAAAUCCCAGUGGAGGCAAAAACACUAUCUUAUUUCUUCCUAUCUGUCUAAAACAUGGUGGACAGAGUUCCCUGUAACUUUGCUGGUUGGAGAUAGCAUGUACACGGUGGAAUUAGUUGAGAUUCUGUGGGGUUGCUGGUGAUAGAGAAGUUAUGGCAGAAGAAGGUGACCGAAGUUUUGCCCGAAGGAACAGAUUGCGGGAAAUAGAAACACAGGUCCAUAAGUGGUGGGCAGAAGAUGAUGUUUUCAGAGCUGAUCCUAAAGAUUCACCUCCUAGAGUGGGUGAAAAGUUCUAUGGGAAUUUCCCUUUUCCUUACAUGAAUGGAUAUCUACAUUUGGGCCAUGCAUUUUCAUUGUCAAAACUUGAGUUUGCUGCAGCAUAUCACAGAUUGAGAGGCGCUACUGUUUUAUUACCUUUUGCCUUUCACUGCACUGGGAUGCCAAUAAAGGCAUCUUCAGAUAAGCUUUCAAGGGAAAUUGCGAAGUUUGGGAACCCUCCUGUGUUUCCUGUAGUGAAGGAAGAGGAGAGUAUUGAAACAGAUGUGAAGGUUGAGACUGAAGGAAACCAGCCCGCACCAGGUGGAAAAUUCAAAGGGAAAAAAUCGAAGGCUGUAGCAAAGGCUGGCGGUGAUAAGUACCAGUGGCAGAUAAUGCAGAGCUAUGGUCUAUCUGACGAGGAGAUUGCUAGGUUUAAGGAUCCAUAUUACUGGCUAACCUACUUUCCACCACUGGCUGUGGAGGAUCUAAAGGAGUUUGGAUUGGGCUGCGAUUGGCGGAGAACUUUUAUUACAACUGAUAUGAAUCCAUACUUUGAUUCAUUUGUGCGGUGGCAAAUGAGGAAACUGAAAACCUUGGGAAAGAUUGUUAAAGAUCUUAGGUACACCGUAUAUUCACCCCUAGAUGGUCAGCCAUGUGCUGAUCAUGACCGUGCUUCUGGUGAAGGAGUUAUUCCACAGGAGUAUACUCUUAUCAAGAUGGAAGUUGUCCCACCUUUUCCACCAAAGAUGAGUGUUCUGGAGGGAAAAAAGGUGUACCUUGCGGCAGCUACAUUGAGACCAGAGACCAUGUAUGGGCAAACAAAUGCUUGGGUAUUGCCAGACGGAAAAUAUGGGGCUUUUGAGAUUAAUGAUACUGAGGUUUUUGUGGUGACUCAUAGGGCAGCACUUAAUCUAGCCUAUCAAAGGUUGUCUCGUAUCCCUGAGAAGCCGACUUGUUUGGUUGAAUUGUCUGGUCACGAUCUUAUAGGUUUGCCCUUGAGGUCUCCCUUGGCAUUUAAUGAGAUAAUAUACACUCUGCCCAUGUUAUCUGUUCUUACUGACAAGGGUACUGGAGUUGUAACUAGUGUUCCCAGUGAUUCCCCAGAUGAUUAUAUGGCCCUCCAUGAUUUGAAGUCAAAGCCAGCUUUCAGGGCCAAAUUUGGUCUGAAGGAUGAGUGGGUCUUGCCGUUUGAGAUAGUUCCGAUUAUCAACCAUCCAGAUUUUGGAGACAAGUCGGCUGAGAGAAUAUGCAUUGAGAAAAAGAUUAAGAGCCAGAAUGAGAGAGAUAAGCUUGAUGAGGCCAAAAAAACAAUAUACAAGGGCGGGUUUUAUGAGGGAACCAUGAUUGUUGGAGAAUUUGCUGGCAUGAGAGUCCAAGAAGCGAAAGGUCUGAUCAGGAGCAAGCUCUUGGAGAUGAAUCAAGCUGUAGUAUAUAGUGAACCUGAGAAGAAGGUCAUGUCGAGAUCCGGGGAUGAGUGUGUUGUGGCUUUGACUGAUCAGUGGUAUCUCACUUAUGGAGAAUCGGAAUGGAGGAAGGCUGCAGAGGACUGUUUAGCCAGUAUGAAUCUCUACUCUGAUGAGACACGGCAUGGCUUUGAGCACACUCUCAGCUGGCUUAAUCAGUGGGCAUGUUCUCGCAAUUUUGGCCUUGGAACUCGUAUUCCCUGGGAUGAGGAUUUCCUAGUUGAGUCCUUAUCCGAUUCCACUAUUUACAUGGCAUAUUACACUGUGGCACAUCUCUUGCAGAAAGGGGACAUGUAUGGUACUGAUCAUUCUUCAGUGAAACCAGAGCAGCUGACAGAUGAGGUCUGGGAAUUCUUGUUCUGUAAUGGGCCUUAUCCUGAAAAUUCUUCUAUAUCUUCUUCACUUCUCAAGGAGAUGAAGCAGGAAUUUGACUACUGGUAUCCGUUCGAUCUCAGAGUUUCUGGCAAGGAUCUUAUUCAGAAUCAUCUUACCUUUUGCAUCUAUAACCACACUGCCAUUUUCCCUAAGCACCAUUGGCCACGUGGUUUCCGAUGCAAUGGGCAUAUAAUGCUCAACUCCGAGAAGAUGUCCAAGUCUACUGGAAAUUUCCGGACACUGCGGCAAGCAAUUGAAGAAUUUUCAGCUGAUGCCACACGAUUUGCUCUUGCAGAUGCAGGUGAUGGGAUGGAUGAUGCUAACUUUGUCUUUGAAACAGCUAAUGCCGCCAUCUUACGUCUUACAAAAGAAAUAGCAUGGAUGGAGGAGGUUCUUGCUGCAGAGUCAUCUUUAAGAAGUGGGCCACCAUCCACAUAUGCAGACUGCGUAUUUGCUAAUGAAAUAAAUUUUGCAGUCAGGACAACAGAGAAAAACUAUAGUGAAUAUAUGUUCCGGGAAGCUCUGAAAACUGGAUUUUAUGAUCUUCAGGCUGCUAGAGAUGAGUACAGGCUUUCGUGUGGUUCAGGAGGCAUGAACCGGAAUUUGCUAUGGCGAUUUAUGGAUGUUCAAACACGACUUAUUGCUCCGAUAUGCCCACACUAUGCUGAAUAUGCUUGGAGAGAGCUUUUGAAGAAGGAUAGCUGUGGCAUAAAAGCUGGGUGGCCAGAGGCUGAAUUGCCAGAUCUUACCCUUAAGAAGGCUAACAAGUAUUUGCAAGACACUAUUGUCUCAAUGAGGAAGCUCCUGCAGAAGCAGGUUUCUGGUUCAAAGAAAGGAAAUGUAAAUGUGAGUAGCCAAAACAAACCUACUAUGGGCCUUAUAUAUGUGGAUGAGCAGUACCGUGGAUGGAAAAGGGAAUGUCUGGAGAUUCUGCAGAGGAAAUUUGACGCUUCAACCGGCACCUUUGCACCUGACAAAGAAAUACUCUCUGAAUUGCUGAAGAGUGAUUUUGGGCAACAAGGCAAUUUCAAGCAAAUACAGAAACUCUGUAUGCCCUUCUUGAGGUUCAAGAAAGAUGAAGUUGUGGUGGUUGGGGUUCAAGCGUUGGAUGUGAGGCUUCCUUUUGGCGAGAUUGAAGUCCUUGAGAAGAACUCAGACUUGAUCAAGAGACAACUUGGUCUUGAGAGAUUGGAUAUAUUAUCUAUGACGGAUGAUGCUCUGGAGAGAGCUGGGCCUCAUGCUGCUGUGGUGAGGCAGAAUCCUCCAUCACCAGGGGAUCCAACUGCAAUCUUUCUCUAAGUACAAGAAUUUUGCAGCACAAGUGAUGAUUUGAAACCUAAAUGAUGUUAUAAUUUUCUCUUUCUAGGUCUUUUUGUCCCAGAAUUCUGCAUACAUCCAAUUAUUUUCUGCUGAAUUUUCAGUCAAAACUAGCGUUUUAUUUGCCGCAAUCAUGAAUAUAGAGCUACUGCAACUUUAUUUCAACAUUAGAACUCAUUAACAAUUUGACAUUUUAUAUGAACCGAAGACAUUUUCCUAGCUGUAUUUGCUUAUAAAAUUUUUCUGCUUAUCGCUCAA